GAUCGAACUUCAUCACGUAUCGAAACACAAAUGCGUUCACUGCAACUUGCUGUCUUCUACCAUAUUUCGCGAGCACUUUUCAAAGCCGAUCGUCUCAUGUUCGCUUUGUCGUUCGUUCAUGGAACCAUACCCAAAAUGUUCCAACCAAAGGAAUGGGAACUUUUCACUGGACUGAUUGUGGAUGAACCACAAUCAACAGUCAAGGAAGUGGCAUGGAUUGAUAACAGCCGUCGCUCGGCUGUGGCAAAGAUUCAGGUAAUUCAUGUGGUUUCUUUGUUAUUGUUUCAACUCAUAUCUGGUUACUUUGAGUGA
Messenger RNA from Haemonchus placei, 312 nucleotides. The record is from the annotation of a GenBank genome assembly. NCBI's taxonomy places the organism in Eukaryota, Metazoa, Nematoda, Chromadorea, Rhabditida, Trichostrongylidae.